CCAUGGCACUGCAAACAAGAGAACAAGAGACGGGAGAGAGCCCAGAGCUGAGCCGAGCUGCGGCCACAUCACAUCCAUGACCACAUCCACAUCCAUGACCACGGCUCCCCCGCGGAGAGGAGCCCUGAGGAGCUCUCCUUUGGGUGAGAAACCGGAGAAUAAAGGGGAACCAUAGCAAAGGCUACAAAAAGAGACAGGAUUCAGCGAAACCAAAAACUAACAUUCAACAGUUUGCCAGCCUAAAAUCAAACACGACAGAGUUCCCUGCAACAUGUCUGUGCAGUCCAACAGCCGUUCAACCUUAUUGCAAGAAACCCGCAGUGAUGAAGCAGUUCCUGGGUCAAGAUUGUCAUCUGCACAUACAAUGUCAACAUCUAAAAGUCUCUUUUCCAAAACUGGAACGGAAUCCCAGCUUGUGGUGCCAGAAAGCCCAGAAAAGGAUGAAGAAAAAAUAAAGAAAAACCCAUUUGCAGUUCCUCCAGAUUUUGAUAUAUUCACAAUAAGGGAUAAGGAAAGACAAAAGGCUCGGGAGGAACGUGAAAGGAUGAAGACCAUGAAAAUCCAUGAGAAAAUCACUUACUCCACUAAAGUAAAAGCAAAGCAAAAAGGGUUAAGGCAAGCUCUGCAACAGGAGGAAAAGGAGGUGGCUGGAAAACAGGCAACAAAUGAAGAGAGACUGAAAGCUCUUCAGGAGAGUCUUUUACGGGAGAUAGCCUCUAAAAAAGAUUACCCAGUAGAAAAGGAGACCUUCCGUGACUACGUACAUGACAGGAGAGAGAUAUUUUUACUUGAGUAUGGCAUAACAGUAAAGCAAGAGGAGAUUCAAAGGCUGGAGAAGAUAGCGAAGAAUGAGGAAAGGAAACUGAAAAAGGCUGAAUACCACCUGAAUAAGGAUGCUGCCAUUUUUGAAGAGUUCCUGAAGGAAGACCAGAAAAUCUGUGUUCAAACUCUGAAAAUGGGUGCAAAAGAAGCUGAAAAGAAGACAAAGAAAAUAUCAGAGAUCCAGGCUGUCACUUCCCAAAUUGAGAACCUCCAAAGUGAUAUAUCCCAAUUCACGAUCGACCUGCAGGAGUACGAGAUGUACAGGAACUUCCUCCAUCAACUCUCUCUCAAAGAGUGGCAGGGGGAACACAGCAAAAGGUACACAAGCACGAGGGAUGUGAAAACAGCACCCAAUGCUAGAGAAGGAGGUGCCUCACCUCCCAUCACUGCAGAGCAGGGCCAGGAUGGGAUAGCCGGGACAGAUGCUGUCAGUCCCUGCAGUACCAAUAAUAUGGAUGUGCCAAGUUUCCUGCUGUCUUCAAAGACUUUGACUGUCAAAUCCUUGCGGGAGAUCAAGCCACAGCUCAUAAACUUCCUAAAGCCUCUGUCAAAGAGGAAAAUGAUUUCACUGGAGGUUGCAGAAACCGAAAGCAGCUCGGACAAAGAUGAGGUCAGGAGUCUCAUGGACCCCGAGUUGUACUUUACUGAUCCACAACAACUGCUGUCUUUUUUCACGGAGAUGAAGGAUGAGAACUUGUCCUUCAUCCAGAAAUCCCAGGAGACAGAGGAAAGUCUGGACAAAGUUCAAAAGAUUUUCAUCACCACGCAUGAAAGCAUGGAGAAGGAGUUAGCAGAGCUGAAAGAAGAGGUGGCCACCCUCAAGUCCUCCAUCGCCAAGGAAGAAGAGAGAGCAGCAGAUAUGAAGCUCAAAGCUCACCUCUUUUCCUCUGGAGAAUGCAAAGCUGAUGACCAGGACAACGUUCUUGCAAGCCUGAGCAAGAAGGUGCAGGAAGUCUAUUGCCAGUGCACUGGGGAAAGUGAGGGAAACCUGCAGACAGUGCAGAUGCUAAUGGUGUUAGAGAAACAGCUCAACGAUUUACUGGACAUCCUGGAGAGAAUCCCACCAGAAAAGAUAGAACACGUGAAGAAACUCAAGGAAAAAGAAAGGAGGUUAAAGCUCAGAGAGGAAAAGAUGAGGCAACAGGAGCAGCAGCAGGAGGAAAGAUUGAAAAAGGCCCUGGAAAGGUCGAAAGCAGCUGUGGAAAUGAAGACCAGCAAGAGGCUGAUGUUUCGCUCCGUCCUACCUCCCAAGAAGCCAAAAAGAAAGCCCAGACAAGAAGAAACAGAUCAGGAGAAGGAGGAACAACUCUAUUACUUCACCUGACAGCACAGCCUCACCCACAGCGUGCAGGGCUGAUGCUGCUCUAAGUUUUUCAUAGAUCUACAUGCUUGCUCAGUUGAUCACUUCUCCUACCCCAAGAUCCCAGGAGAAGGUGCUAUGUCAGAGCUUCUUUUCCCCUCUACUGAUCUUUCACCUAAAUAAAUGAAUUUAAAUUGUCA
Strigops habroptila (Kakapo) is the source of this 2322-nucleotide messenger RNA. RefSeq names its product cilia and flagella associated protein 100 (gene CFAP100). The record is from RefSeq and is a predicted model, not a curated record. Lineage: Eukaryota; Metazoa; Chordata; Aves; Psittaciformes; Psittacidae. Bases 272 to 2146 code for a protein of 624 amino acids. The transcript has 16 exons.